Vigna radiata var. radiata (mung bean) is the source of this 1762-nucleotide messenger RNA. Its product is annotated as (3S,6E)-nerolidol synthase 1-like. The record is from RefSeq and is a predicted model, not a curated record. NCBI's taxonomy places the organism in Eukaryota, Viridiplantae, Streptophyta, Magnoliopsida, Fabales, Fabaceae. The coding region runs from base 175 to 1686 and encodes 503 amino acids. Gene Ontology annotation, molecular function: magnesium ion binding; terpene synthase activity. The transcript has 8 exons.
CUCAUACCUAAUCUCAGAUUCAAACGUUGUUGUCCUAAUUUGCCGGUGCCGAUGAUGGGACUGUUUAAGUAGACAUAGACCAAGGAUGUUUAUUGUAUUAUAAAUUAAGGGAACAGAAACAAGUGAGAGAGAAUACCGGCAAAAGCAGAGGGAAAAAGAGGCCAAAACAAGGCAAUGGUGCUUCGUCUUUUUAUUUUGUCAAAGAUGCAAGGACCAGCGUGCUCAAACGCCACGUCCCCCAUUUGUUCAGAAACCUCAUUCUUUACAAUUCUUCAACGUACCCAAAAUACUCAUUUCUUCAAAAUACAUCGGAGCCAUCCAUUUCUAAAGCCUUGCCCUAAAGCCAAGUCAGUUUCACUCAAAGCAUAUUCCAGCAUGGAUUUUAUCCACGUCAAGCAGGCUUCGAUAUUGAAGGAAGCUAAGCAUGCAUGCAAGAAACUUAUCAGAGAAAAUCCAGUGGAGAGUUUGCAUAUGGUUGACAUUAUCCAAAGGCUUGGCAUUGAGCACCACUUUGAAGAGGAGAUUAAAGCAGUUCUUCAAAAACAACAAUUGAUAUUAAGCAACCAUCCCUGUGAUUUUUUCAAUAGCCAUGAUCAACUCCAUGAAGUUGCACUUGCAUUUCGCUUGCUGAGACAAGGAGGUCAUUAUGUCAAACCAGAUUUAUUUGACAUUCUGAAGAGCGAGAAAAUAAAAUUUAAAGAGACAUAUGGUGAAGAUGUUAAGGGUCUCACUGCCCUGUAUGAAGCAAGUCAACUAGGAAUUGAAGAAGAUAGCCUUGACGAGGUAGGGUACCUCGUCUUUCAACAUCUUCAUGCAUGGCUUACAAGACAUGAAAAACAUUCUGAAGCUAUAUAUGUUACAAACACUCUUCGCUGUCCUCUUCAUCAUGGAUUAUCAAGAUUCAGGGACAGAAGCAUUUUUCCAAUUCAGUUCAACACCGAUAAUGAAUGGAUCACCUUCUUAGAGGAACUUGCUGAAAUCAAUUCCUGCUUGGUUAUGUUGAUGAACCAGAAAGAAAUCAUUGAAGUAUAUAAAUGGUGGAAAACCCUUGAAAUGGCGAAGGAGGAGAAAUUCUGUAGUUACCAACCUCUUAAAUGGUACCUGUGGCCCAUGGCGUGCUUCACAAAUCCAUGCCUUUCAGAACAAAGGAUUGAGCUCACUAAAUUUAUCUCUCUAAUCUAUAUUGUUGACGACAUUUUCGAUGUUUAUGGGACAUUGGACCAACUUACCUUAUUUACAGAUGCUAUUAUUAGAUGGGAAUUAGGUGGUACAGAGCAGCUUCCAGACUUCAUGAAAAUGUGUCUGAGUGUCCUUUUCGACAUGACCAAUGAUGUCGCAGAAAAGGUCUACAAAAGACAUGGAUUAAACCCUAUAGAUACCCUAAAAAGAUCGUGGGUGCGAUUGUUGAAUGCUUUCAUGGAAGAGGCACAUUGGUUGAGGAGUGGUGAUUUGCCAAGGUCAGAGGAGUACUUGAAGAAUGGAAUCGUGAGCACAGGACUGCAUGUGGUGCUUCUCCGUGCAUUCUUCCUCUUGGAUGAGUCUAUAAAUAUGGAGACUGUUGCUGUUAUGGAUAAGUUUCCUCAAAUUGUUCAUUCAGUGGCAAAAAUUCUUCGUUUAUCUGAUGAUUUGGAAGGAGCCAAGAAGAAGAGAAAGGAGUUGAUGGGUCAUAUCUUGAUUGCUACAUGAAUGAACAGAAGCACGUUUCGGCUGAAGAGGCACAAAGCCAUGUUUGCCAUUUGAUUUCAUCUGAGUGGAAAUGUCU